AUGAAAAGAUUUGUCCAUUGCCUAUUUUUUCUCUUUCCCCUAUGCCACUGUGGAAGUGUUGGCCGGGAGUCACUGUCUACUUCCAACGAUGUAAAUGGACAGCCUGAAGGACCAGUCAUAGUACGUGUGGAAGAAGACUUUACACCCUAUCAGCGGACACCUGUGACUAUGGAUCUCACGAAUCCGGACAGUAAACUCUUUGAGAUUGAAGGCGAAAUGCAGAGCGAAUAUCCUAUAUCCAUAACUCCAUGGCGUGAAUAUUAUGUCACAAGAGUGAUCUAUAGCGGUGGCACUCUCUGGAGAUCUCAAGAUGACUGGGAAUGCACACAUGUAUAUGCAUACUCUAGAGCUAAUGAUACGCUCUUAAUGAUGGGAUUCAAGAGGGCCAGACGGAGGGAAUAUAGAGCGCUGCACAGAGACAAGGGUGGAGAAUGGGAAGAUCUCAGUACUGAGUUCAAAGACAAAAGUGACCAAGAAAUCCAAAGUAUGCUUGAUAAUGUCAGAGGGAAUGUAAAUGCAUGUAAUUCCUCACCUCCAUCUCCAAGAUUUUCUCCCAUCAAACCACCUGUAUCUUCUCAUGGACCAGGGUUACCUGAACCAAAAUAUGACCAGGAUGAUACUAAAUUCAGUUGGGAUGAUUUGAUUAAGUAUGCCAAAGAAAUAGAAGAUGAAGAAAAGGAAGAGAAGUUGGAAAAUUUUAACAUUCAUACACAUGAGGAAUAUGAAGAUGAAGAAGUAGUGGAAGAUCAAAAUGAUACUACCCUCAUGAAAACUCCUAUAAGUGUCAAUGGAAAGCUUAUUAAUGUUAAUGGUACUCGUGUUGCCGAUUCUGGUAUUUCCACAACUUUUAGACAUAAAACCAGGAAAGACCCACCCCGUCUCAUAAUUGACAUAGAGCAGGGUCUCACCGGGACAUCACACACUAGAGAGUAUGGAGAUGAUUCUGAGAAAGUCAGAUUAGAUAAGUACGAAAAGCCAGAUUAUUCUGGAUUCUACAUGUUUACACAUGACUCACCAGAUGGACGACCAUUCAAGGUGAAGAAGUUAAAUUACAAACACCAAGAUAUCACAAAAUAUUUCGAAUUUGACAAUGACAAAGAAAUUGUUCACAUUGCAGUAUGGUAUUGGAAACAUAAUGGAAUGAAGAACCCUCUUCUUAUAGAAGUAUUGGAUGAGGAUGAAACUUACACCUAUCACUACAAUAAUGGUAGUCUUGAAUGGCAACAACUUUCUGAACAUAAGAACAAUAAUUCUGAGCUAAUUGGCGAACCACUCGAGCAAAUACUGGAUGACCUAAACUGUCGACUCAACGAUGCGGUUACUAUGGAUAUUACAGAGAAGGUGUCUACAUCAGAGACCUCGUAUUGUUGUGAUGGCCAUAAUGGAAGCGAAAAAAUAUCUUUAGAGAAAAAAGAUAUUCUUAUCGAUGGUAAAAUUUUUAAGGAAUAUUAUAAGCAUCAGAUUAAUGCUGGAGAUAAACUUGCAAAGAUCAAGUAUUAUCCAAAAAACGUUUCUGGAGAUGAUGAAAGAAGGGUAAUAACUACUAGAGGACUUACUUUUCCUAUAAAUAGAGCAGUUAGUGUAUAUGUAUUCUAUUGUAACAACAAGCCUGUGAUGAUACAUGUUGACUCCAAUCAAAAAAAGUGGUAUAAGAGGGAGAGUAAAAAUAGUCACGACUGGAAGAAUCUUGUUGGUGAACUUGAUGGUAAAGAUCCAGACAAUAUCAAAGGGUGUUCUGACUUGGAAAACAUGAAAGGUGAACUAGAGAAACUUGACUGCAGAGGACUAAAGGGAUGUAUCCAGUAUGGUAAACGUAUGAAUAGUUCUGUCGUAAUAUCCAGUACAGCUUCUAAUCCAAAAGUAGUUAUUCAGCUCUCACAAAAACCAGAUGUUGACAAUACUCCCACGUAUUAUUAUGGAGAUAUCUUGAGAAAUAAAAAGACUAAAGUUACAAGAUCUAUAUACCCUCUUAAUCCUUCUGCUGGACUGGCUCAGGACUUCUACAAGUAUACUCAUGAAAAUACAAAUAUAGGUCAGAAUUUAAAGCUUGAAAGGAUAAAUGAUGAUAAUAAUGAAAAUGUAGGACUUACAGAGGAUAACGUCUUAUCAAUUUCUGCCUAUUACUGGAAGUAUGAAAAUGGUAGCGGUCCACCUAAUAAGGCUCUUUUGGUGGAAGUGAUAAGAAAGGAUAGUCCCAAGUACAUUUAUUACGAGAAAAAUAGUACCAAAUAUAAAUGGGAACCUUACAAUCCCGCAGGAUCACACAAUGGACUGAUUCCUUACAAACUCCUCCAUAAGCUCACCUUGCUCAAUUGUGAGAUCAACAAUGUUGUUCAAAUCGAUGUUAGUAAGAUUGCUGAUUAUUGUCAUUAUAAUACUGACCCUAAACACGAAGAUGGUUAUACUAAAAAAAUUAAGGUUACUGAGACCGGACAAGGUUAUCUUGGAAACUACACUGCUUAUGCUCACUCUCCAUCUGGAGGCAAAUCAUUCGACAUAUCUAGAUUUACUAACAUAACUGAUGAGAUAAAACUUCAGGGCAUAAAUCCAUCAUUGCCAAUUAGAAAUGCUUCUAAAGUCACAGUAUUUAUGUGUGAUAAAAAUAGUCCUCACAACAAAACUCCUCUUCUUAUCCAUAUAGAAGCUCCUAGUAUUUCAAGGAAAUGGUUUAAAGGAACUAAUGGCGGUACAAAUUUGGAACAUACAUACAAGUUGAAUGUUAAUAAAUAUGAUGAUUACCCUGUCAUUGUUGACUUCCUAGAUACUCUGGAUAGUGAUUGCAGACCACCCGAAGUUACCAUAGAUAUUUAUAAAAGAGGAACUUCUGAUGGACCAGCGUUUCACUAUGAACAUACUUCUGAUAACCAUAAACAAAUUUAUGUUAUUGGUACUACAGUUACUAAUGUGCCAGGUUUUACAGAAUUCAUCCACAAGGUACAAAAUAGAAAAGGUAGUUACUUCACCAUUAAUAAGUUCAAAUACAGUGGAAAUAAUACUUCUGUAAUUGUUAAUGGAACCUCCAUAAAGUAUGUUACCAGUGUUUCAGUCUUCUACUGGUCUGCUCUAGAGUCUCCUGAAAGAAGGGAUAAGAGAGGAAGACCCUUGCUUGUUAAAGUGAUUACCAAAUUUCUUGGUGGAAAGAAAGCCACAGAAACUUACUAUGAAAAUAUUGGUGAAAAUACUAAUCUGAAUUGGCAAUUGGUUCCUGUAACUUCACAGGACCUCGCCCAGAAACUCCAACUUUUAAACUGUAGAGUCAAUAAUGCGGUGAUCAUAAAUGUUGGUAUUAAGGAGGAUACUACUUAUGAUACCUGUAAUGAUACUGAUAAACUGACCUUGGAUCCUCAUGGUGAAAGAACGCAAGUUAAGAAGGAGGAUGAAGAAUCUCUUAAAGGUUAUGAAGUGUACAUCCACAAACUCAAAGAUGGUUUAUCUGGACAGAAGUUUCACGUAGUAAAGUUCCUAGGAAGUUCUAAAGAAAUUCUUACUGGACUGCCUAAAAAUAUUCUUGACGUAGAGGAAGUAAGAGUCUACUUCUGCUCUAAGGAUAAGGUCAAAAGGCCUCUCCUAAUAUACUAUCAUAUCUCUAAUGGGGGAUCACCUGAACACAAGUGGUAUAAAAAUGAGAAUCCUGAUGAUAAAAAUGGUAGUUGGAAAGUUGUAACAGGAUUUAUACAGAAUACCUACAACCGCGGACCAAUACUCACAGUACCCAAUGGUCUUAAUAGUAGCUGUAAAGAUACUCCGGAAGCUACUGCUCAAACUUCUACUCCUCCUGCUUCUAAACCCACUGAAGUUCUUGCUACUCCUACUGCUGAUACUACUACUACUGUUACUCAAACUGAAGCUUCUUCUGAAGCUAAAUAUUCUACUCUUCAAUCUCCUACUGCUACUUCUCCUACUGAUGAUCAAACUGCUGCUACUACUUCUCCUACUGGUACUACUCAAGCUCCUUCUACUUCUACUGAAGCUCUUUCUACUACUGUUUCUUCUGCUGCUAAUCGAGGCGGUGGUGGAACAUCUUCUGGAAACUCUAAUUGGAAAGUAAUUUUCGGGGGCUCUGCUUCUGCCACUGUUGUAUCUGGUUCUCUUACUGGAUUUGGCUGGUGGAUGUUUAAACGUUCUAAAGGAGAGCCUUGGGUUAGACAAAUCUAG
Theileria equi strain WA is the source of this 4155-nucleotide messenger RNA. RefSeq lists its product as hypothetical. The transcript has a single exon. Lineage: Eukaryota; Apicomplexa; Aconoidasida; Piroplasmida; Theileriidae. Bases 1 to 4155 code for a protein of 1384 amino acids. The record is from RefSeq and is a predicted model, not a curated record.